Pelmatolapia mariae (spotted tilapia) is the source of this 2452-nucleotide messenger RNA. RefSeq names its product epidermal growth factor receptor. The coding region runs from base 175 to 1968 and encodes 597 amino acids. The transcript is spliced from 15 exons. Lineage: Eukaryota; Metazoa; Chordata; Actinopteri; Cichliformes; Cichlidae. The record is from RefSeq and is a predicted model, not a curated record.
UCGCUGCCUGAGCUGGGACUGCUGAAGAUAUCUGCGAGGAGGAGGAGGAGCUGUCAGAGUUUGAAUUGCCCACAGAAGGAAAGGUGUUUUUUACUCCACGAGGAGAGAGAGAGGGGGGAAAGGCGACGUUUUUAAGUUUUGGGAAAGCGGAAUAUCUCGGCUUGUUGGCAUGGAAUGACACCUCACCGGGAGCUUCAAAGUAACACGAUGGCAGCCCGUUUUCUCAAGUGGAUCAGUCUCACGUCUCUGCUGUGGCUGAGCUUCUGCGGUCUGGCGGAAAAUAAAGUGUGCCAAGGUGCAACCAAUUAUUUAAACCUUCUGGGAACUAAAGAGGACCACUACAGGAACAUGGUAAAGACCUACAGCAACUGCACCGUAAUCUUGGAGAACCUGGAGAUCACACACGUGGAGGAUCACCGUGACCUGUCCUUCCUCCGGUCUAUCAAAGAAGUUGGUGGCUACGUCCUGAUCGCCUUCAAUACAGUAUCCAGGAUUCCUUUGGAGAACCUGCGCAUCAUUCGAGGCCAUUCUCUCUAUUAUGGAAGUUUUGCUCUUCUUGUGAUUUCCAAUUAUAACAAAUCUGCAAACAAGGGCACCGAUCAGCUUCUUCUGACCAGCCUGACAGAAAUUCUUAAAGGAGGAGUAAAAUUUUUGAGCAACCAGCUUUGCAAUGUGGAAACAAUCCAGUGGUCUGAUAUUGUUAAUGUUGGAAACAUCAGCAUUGAUCCAACUCCUAGCAAAAACAAAAAUUGUGGAAAAUGUGACUCAAGCUGCUUCAAUGGCUCAUGUUGGGCACCUGGUCCUGAAAACUGUCAGACUUUGACAAAGCUGAACUGUGCCCAGCAGUGCUCUAAGAGGUGCAAAGGACCUUCACCGAGCGACUGUUGCAAUGAGAAUUGUGCUGCGGGGUGCACGGGACCCAGAGCUGAAGACUGUCUGGCCUGUCGGGACUUCCAGGAUAAUGGGGUGUGUAAGGACUCCUGCCCAAGCCUUCUGCGUUAUGACCCCAACCUGUACCAGCUGGUUCCUAAUCCGCAUGGAAAGUACAGCUUCGGGGCCACCUGUGUCAAAAGCUGCCCACAUAAUUAUAUUAUUUCUGAUUACGGAGCAUGUUUGCGGACGUGCAGCGGUAACACGCAUGAGGUGGAGGUAGGAGGAGUCAGGAAGUGCGCCAAGUGUGAUGGGCUGUGUCCAAAAGAGUGUAAUGGACUUGGAACAGGAGAAUUGACUCACGUUCUGUCUAUCAAUGCAACAAACAUCGGCUCCUUUGAAAACUGCACCAUAAUCAAUGGAAACAUCGACAUCAUCGUCUUGUCAAUUUAUGGGGAUCAAUUCACCAAAACACCAAAGAUGGAUCCUGAGCAGCUUAAUGUGUUUAAGACAGUUAAAGAAAUUACUGGGUACCUGUGGAUUCAAACGUGGCCAAAUACCAUGAGCUCACUGAGUCCUUUUGAGAAUCUGGAGGUCAUUUGGGGGAGAACUAAACGCGGAAGCCACAGUUUGGUUGUGGCUGGGCUACAUAUCACCCACCUGGGCCUGAGGUCCCUCAGAGAAAUCAGUGACGGAGAUGUGUUUGUCUCUAAGAACUCUGAACUCUGUUACACCGAUGCAAAGCACUGGCAGAAGCUUUUCAAAUCACCACACCAAACUGUUAAUAUAGAGGGCAAUGCCAACGCUGCCACCUGCGCUCUGAGAAACGACACUUGCGACAAGAAGUGCACGGCGGACGGCUGCUGGGGUCCGGGCCCCAGGAUGUGCAUUUCGUGCCGCGACUACAAGCGCGACGGGAGCUGCGUCGACUCCUGCAACAUCCUGGAGGGAGAGCCACGCGAGACAGCUGUGAAUAAAACCUGCAUCAAGUGCCACCCCAAGUGUCAGCCCAUGAACGGGACUGCAACCUGCAGCGCGCCUGGGUCUGCUAACUGCACUAAAUUCAAAGAUGGACUGUUCUGCAUGUCCCGAGCUUGAAGCGUCCACUGAGGCGGUUCUUAGUCCUCUGAUUAAAAUCAGACACCCCAAGAGACAUGUUGUUAUUCAACACUGCAGGACUUUUGAGUGAUUUGGGGUGUUUUUCCAUUUAAAACAAACCGAUUAUGCCUGAUGUGAUUAUGCCUUAAUUUCUUCUUCUUUUAAAUGCUUUUUGGACCUAGAAGGCUUACGGUCAUGUGAGGAGGGAAGUGUUGACAAGGCUCGCUGAUAAAAGCUAAGAACAUCUUGUGAUUCUGUAGCUUGUUGAGGCACCUUUUGGUUUCUGUGUGACUUAUCAGUCUCUCAUAUUUCUUAUUUCUUUACAACGUUGCUUCAGUUCAUUGAGAUUUUCUCUUAAGGUCCUAGUGUGGCGACCCACUACAGGGCUCCACUCACACCCAAGCUUGGAGGAGGGGUUGUGUUGUGUUUGGGUGCGAUAUGCUCAGUUAAUGUAUGGAAGUGAAUAAAUAAAUAAAUAAAUUUG